ACGACAUUUGAGUUGAUUCACAUGGUAUUCUUCUCUACGAACAACGCAAGUACGUAUGCUGCUUGUGGUGUCUUGUCAUAAAUUCAUUUACAUUGCAGAUUGUAAGAUCGGAAUACGUUGGUAAGAGUCUCUACAAGAACCUCGUGGUCCUCGGUUCAGCCCUAUGUAGCUUGUGGCACCCGCACACAUCGAUGAAUUCUUUCUAACAUACAGAUCACAGUCAGACAGGUGAAUCUGUCUUCUCAAGUACCUGAAGUCUCGUACAAAUCAGACAAAAUGCCACAGCUCCUCAAGCUUGCAUCCGCGCAAGCCCGCACACUCGAGACCACUCAAGAUACCCUCCGCGCGCUCGAAGUCACCACAAAACGUGCCGCAGCUGAGGACGUCGAUAUCAUCCUCUUCCCAGAGGCUUACUUGGGAGGCUACCCACGCACCUGCAGCUUCGGAGCUGCUGUCGGAGCACGCGCGCCCGAAGGGCGCGAGCAGUUUUUGGCGUAUUUCCAUGAUGCUGUAGAUAUGGGUGACACACCAGCUGGCGCAGGUCAAGAUUGGGUAGAAAAGAAGCUCGAGCUGCCUCGUGGCAAGAAAUACCGAGGUGACGGUGUACGGGAAGAGCUGGAGCGCAUUGCGCGCGAGACGGGUGUCUUUGUUGUCACGGGCCUCGUUGAGCGAUGCGCGGGCACACUGUAUUGUGGAGCUGUUUUUGUAUGCCCCAAGCUUGGUGUGCUGGGUAAAAGACGUAAAGUCAUGCCUACUGGCUCAGAACGCUUGGUCUGGGGUCAGGGCUCAGCAUCGACACUACGGGCUAUCACCACGGAAAUCAAAGGUGUUAAACUGUGCAUCGGAUCAGCGAUAUGCUGGGAGAAUUAUAUGCCUCUUCUACGACAGAGUUUGUAUAGCCAGAACGUCAACCUCUGGUUCGCGCCCACUGCAGACGCCCGGGAUACCUGGGAAUCGCUUGUCCGCACUAUAGGCUGCGAAGGACGCUGUUUCGUUGUGACCGCAAAUCAGUGCGUUAAGCGAAAGCAUCUGCCGAGCUGGAUAAAAGGAGGGAAGACAAUGCAGCACAGCCAGAGCGCACCAACACCGCCUGAAGCACCCAAGACGAUCGGCGGGCGAAGAAAGAGUACUAUCGUUUUCACGGAAGAGAAGAACGAAAUUUGUCUUCCUGUACGAUCCAACAAUGAGCACCAAGUGGUCAAUGGCGAAUCGGCGAUCGAGUCUGGUUCAUCGCCUCUCCGCAACGAGGUCGAGCAGCCACCGGCUCCUGAGCAAUUCACAACGAACCAGGCCGCGCCUUCAUCGUCCGAUGAUGAAGAUUAUGUUUCCAGAGGAGGGUCGUGUAUCAUUUCGCCGCUAGGCGAAGUUAUCGCUGGCCCUGUCUGGGAGAAGGAAGACGAGUUGCUCAUCACGGUUGUGGACUUUGAGGAUUGUGAGAGGGGUCGCUUGGACUUUGAUUCUGCAGGGAGCUACUCAAGGUCAGAUAGCUUCAAGCUGUUGGUCGAGGGACUGGAUCUUAAUCCGCCACCACAGUAGGAGGGAUGUAUAUCAAGCAAUACCAUGUUGGUAAAGGACGGUGCAUGAUCAUGCCACUUGUUCGAUUCACCUAUUUAUUCUGUUCGCAUUCUUCAUAUCCUUACAGUUCGGUGUCAUUUGGUCUGCAAGGUGGGCGGAAGUGCCAGUCAUCGUAGACAAGCCGC
Messenger RNA from Boeremia exigua, 1700 nucleotides. Its product is annotated as carbon-nitrogen hydrolase. Gene Ontology annotation, molecular function: catalytic activity. The transcript has a single exon. Bases 277 to 1536 code for a protein of 419 amino acids. The record is from RefSeq and is a predicted model, not a curated record. NCBI's taxonomy places the organism in Eukaryota, Fungi, Ascomycota, Dothideomycetes, Pleosporales, Didymellaceae.